AUGUCUCUCUUGGCUCCCAUCAUCUGCGACAAUGGGACCGGGUACUCGAAAGUCGGAUUCGCAGGCAACUCCGACCCCUCAUUUGUGUUUCCUACCGCGAUUGCGACGCGAGGCCCCGUCCAACAGGCAUCACGAUCAGGGCCAGCUGUUCCACCACGACCAGGUCAUCUCGCGUCCAAGCGCGGAGUAGAGGACCUCGACUUCUUCAUCGGCGACGAGGCACUUGCGAACGCGCAGACGCCAGGCUACGGCGUGUACUACCCUAUCCGCCAUGGUCAGAUCGAGAAUUGGGAUCAUAUGGAGCGUUACUGGGAACAGACGAUCUUCAAGUACCUCCGGGCAGAGCCUGAGGACCAUUACUUCCUCUUGACCGAACCUCCACUUAACCCACCCGAGAAUCGUGAGCAGACCGCCGAGAUCUUCUUCGAGUCGUUCAACAUCAAGGGUCUCUACAUCGCCGUGCAGGCUGUGCUCGCGCUCGCGGCCUCCUGGACGUCCAGCCGCGUGAACGAGCGCACGCUUACCGGCACGGUCAUCGACUCCGGCGAUGGUGUCACGCACGUCAUCCCCUGCGCAGAGGGCUACGUUAUCGGCAGCGCGAUCAAGCACAUCCCCAUCGCCGGCCGCGACAUCUCGCAGUUCGUGCUGAACCUGAUGCGCGAGCGCGGCGAGAUGGCAGCGGUCCCGCCGGAGGACCAGCUGAAGGUCGCAGGCAAGGUGAAGGAGAACUUCAGCUAUGUGUGCCAGGAUAUCGUCAGGGAGUUCAGGAAGUAUGAUGAGGAGCCGUACAAGUACUUUGAACGGUAUGACGGUGAGCAUACGGUCACCGGCAGAAAAUACUCCGUCGACGUUGGCUACGAGCGGUUCCUGGCUCCCGAGAUCUUCUUCAACCCCGAAAUCUACUCAUCCGACUUCCUGACCCCUCUGCCCGAGAUCGUCGACAACGUCGUCCAGCAGUCGCCCAUUGAUGUCCGGCGUGGUCUCUACAAGAACAUCGUGCUCUCCGGAGGAUCGACAAUGUUCCAGCACUUCGGUCAGCGUCUCAAGCGUGAUAUCAAGCAAAUAGUCGACCGCAGGCUAGAUGCUAGCGUGCUUGCCAGCGGAAGCCACGUCAAGUCGUCCGGUGUGGAAGUAGAUGUCAUCUCCCACAAGCGCCAACGGUACGCCGUCUGGUUCGGUGGAUCCCUGCUCGCGUCUCUGCCGGAGUUCUACAACUUCUGCCAUACGAAAGCGCAAUACGACGAGGUCGGCCCAAGCAUCUGCAGGCGAUACCAAAUCUUCGGGAGCGCGACAUAG
This is a messenger RNA of Rhodofomes roseus, 1296 nucleotides long. Its product is annotated as actin-related protein Arp3. The transcript has 8 exons. Gene Ontology annotation, molecular function: actin filament binding. The coding region runs from base 1 to 1296 and encodes 431 amino acids. Gene Ontology annotation, cellular component: Arp2/3 protein complex; actin cortical patch. The record is from RefSeq and is a predicted model, not a curated record. Gene Ontology annotation, biological process: Arp2/3 complex-mediated actin nucleation. Lineage: Eukaryota; Fungi; Basidiomycota; Agaricomycetes; Polyporales; Fomitopsidaceae.